Messenger RNA from Heterobilharzia americana, 2611 nucleotides. NCBI's taxonomy places the organism in Eukaryota, Metazoa, Platyhelminthes, Trematoda, Strigeidida, Schistosomatidae. The record is from the annotation of a GenBank genome assembly.
UCCCCACAAGUAAGUGAGAGGCGGCUGCUGGGAAAAUGCUUUGUGACUACGAAUCAUCUGUGCAUUCUUCGGAUGAUGGGAACUUGGAAGAUGUACGAAAACACACGAAAGCUGCUUCAAUGCACAAGGUAAACUAUAUUUUUUAGUGCGGGAAUCGUUAUGCGAAAAACAUCAUUGAUAUUGUAUGUCUGGAAAAUUCGUAUGGGUGAUCAUUUCUGAACAAACCCGAUGUAGUAGGGCCUAAAUAGCUAACUGAAACCUUUGGUUGGUUCUGUCCUAGAUGGUUGCUGUCAAACAACCGUAACGCGUGUCACUUAUGUAAGUAUCGAAAUCCGCUUCACUUGCUCCAGUGUUCAUGUGGUUCUUAGAACUUUUAAUCUUCACCGUUUGGUGUGAUAUCUUAAGUGGCUGGAAUUGCAAACAUCGGGUUGCAUGUUCGGGAUAAUGUCUCUUAAUCUUAAAACUGACACCGUGACCGUUAUUUAUUUCUGAGGAGUCGACUCUAGGUUUAAGUUCACUUUUGUGACUAAGUUGCAGUCCACUGCAGUUGGCAAACCUUAAUGUGAAUACAAAUGUCGGUCUACUAGCGAAAGUAGUUAUUAGCCUUUAUGAACCAGCCUUUGUCGUUCACUUGGAUUCUUUUUUCAACAUUCAAAUCGAUUACCAGCAAGUUUCGAAAACGUGUUCGAUACUUGUAGUAUUUGCGCGUAAAUUUAGCAGUGAAUUACAACUUCUUUGCUUUUAUAACUUCACUCAUUGCUCACAGUGUAUAACAGUUCCUAUGCCGUUCGGACCUUCGAUCUUCAGAUGACUCUGGUGUCUGAAUUCCGUUCUGCCAAGGCCUAAUGGUGUCAUAAGGACCACUGAAAUUUGUGGUAAACCAAAUGAGUGGAACUAACAGUGCGGUAAAGCGUGGGCUUGCAUCUGGAUUCGAGUCCCCUAAGAGCUCCCCUACUACUAUGUCCAGGUUACCUGCUUCGUAUGCUAUUGAUGGCAAAUGUCGAUCGUCAAGUAGAGAGCGCAGUCCUUCCCAUCGACAUCGCAAGAAAAGUCAUGUAUCUAGGUCCGAUGGUAGGAGUUCACGUAAACAUCAUGUGAGCUCCUCAAAACACAAGCGUUCCUCUCGUCAUUCGAAGCACAAACAUUCGUCUAAGAAACGUCAUUACCGUGAUUCCCACUGUCGAGAUCGCCAUCAUCAUUAUCGUCGCAAACACCGCCGUCGUAGUUCAACGUCAACCUCCAGUUCAUCCAGUGAGUCUAGUCAUGAAAGCAGAUCACAUCGCCGGACUAGUCUUGAUGACAAGAAUUCGUCACAAACUCUUUCAACAAAUCCUAAAGAUACUCCUGUUUGUCAAACAAAGACCGAAAGCUUAACUACUGUCAAUACAACUCUAGUACUUUCAACAACAGUAGCAGUCACGAGCAUGUCUAAUCCAUCUGUGAUUCCCAGUCAAGGUCCUGUUAAUCCUACUGUUCAGAGGCUUACAGCACAGGAUAUAUUAGAUAAAAUUCAGAAGCAUCAGCAAGAACAAGCGAAGGCCCAGGCGCUGGCUGCAGCGGCCGCUGCAAACCUACCAAAAUAUUACAACCCCACUACUGUUAAUGCGAUGAAACUGGCAGAGCAACAACAGAAGCGUAAACUGUUGUGGUCCAAGAAAGAUAGUGGCAGUACAAGCACUGAUAGUAAAACUCUGUGGACAACUACAUCUCUGAUUGCCGGCAAAGGUGAUUCAGCUGCUGCCGCUAAAUUCCGGAAGUUGAUGGGUAUACAUGAUUCUUCUGAUGAAGUUGUGGAUGGAAGUCAAACUCAUGUUAAUGAGACUGAGGCAUUAAGACGUGCAGAAGCGCAGGCAGAACUCUUCAGACGGCUUGAACAUGAAUAUGAAAUGUCGCGAACUAUAACUCACACUCAACGAGGUGCCGGUCUUGGUUUCAGCUCUGCAGGUCAUGUCGAUUAUAGUGCAUAUUCUGCGAUGCAAACUGAUAAAGACAAAAAUCCUAAUCUCUGAUUGUAAUUAUCUAAUUUCUUGUCCGUUGUACAGCUCAAUAUUACUUUUCCUCAGCCUUUUUUGGAAGUCAUGAACUGGCUGAUAUGAAGGACAGAAGGAUUUCAUGAUUUGUAACUGGUGCCGGUGGUAGUAUUUACUGCGUUUUCGUGCUGGUGUAUAUAAGUGCUUAUUACCCUGUGGAGUGCAAAAGUGUCUGUCAUGAGUGUUCGCUGACUCACCAUUUUCUUAGGUCCUCAUUAGGUUCUGUUGAUUUUUAUAAGAGUUCUCUUUUUAAAUUAAGAUCUUUAUGACAAACCUUGUAUUUCCGACCCCAAGAGACAGUUUUUUCCAUGUGAAAUUUCAGCAGUGUUACAGAACCAUCAGUUAAGCUUGUGACUUAAGGCAACAUCAUACAUCGAAACUUUGGCGUACCCAUUCUAAUUGCAUGAUGUCGUUAAUUAUGGCAGAUUCAUUUGCUGAAAUAAUUCUUGUAAACGCAUAAUGUACUGAUAAAUGCUAUUACACACAUGGGAUGUGAUUUAAUGAAUAAACUCUUAAAUAUUGACUGUUUUGCGCAUAAAUAAGUCUUUCUGUCACUUACAUUCAGUCUCAGAAAAAUCUAA